Molecule: messenger RNA, 1614 nt
Organism: Poecilia latipinna (sailfin molly)
Lineage: Eukaryota; Metazoa; Chordata; Actinopteri; Cyprinodontiformes; Poeciliidae
Product: kinesin-like protein KIF3A
Exons: 10
Coding region: 163-1491 (442 amino acids)
Biological process (GO): microtubule-based movement; mitotic cell cycle
Cellular component (GO): microtubule
Molecular function (GO): microtubule motor activity; ATP binding; microtubule binding
Source: RefSeq, a predicted model, not a curated record
ACCGACUCAGACUGGAGCUGACAAGCCAACGGCCAUGAGCUGCUGAUGAGAAUCACAACAUCGCUGGUGCACAAAUUCAGCGAGCAGUAACCCAAAAUCAAAUGAACAGAUCACUCCAAGCGUCUAGAAGCCUCCAUAUAUAAUACAUUCCACUUCCUCACUAUGCCGAGCAGUAAGGCUGAGAAACCGGAAGUCAGCGAUAAUGUCAAAGUCGUGGUAAGAUGUCGUCCCCUCAACCAGAAGGAGAAGAUGAUGGCCUACAAGCCGGCCGUCAUCGUGGACGAGAUCCGUGGUACCAUAACGGUGAACAAACUGGAGACCCCCCACGAACCUCCUAAGACAUUCACCUUUGACACUGUGUUUGGGCCUGACAGCAAGCAGCUAGAUGUCUACAACCUCACAGCCCGCCCAAUCAUCGAUUCCGUUUUAGAGGGAUAUAACGGCACAAUUUUUGCAUAUGGGCAAACUGGCACAGGAAAAACCUUCACCAUGGAGGGGGUGAGGGCGGUACCAGAGCUUCGAGGGAUUAUUCCAAAUUCUUUUGCUCAUAUUUUUGGACACAUUGCCAAGGCAGAGGGCGACACAAGGUUUUUAGUUCGUGUUUCGUACCUGGAGAUUUACAAUGAGGAAGUGCGGGAUUUGCUGGGCAAGGACCAGUUGCAAAGGCUUGAGGUCAAAGAAAGACCUGAUGUUGGCGUGUACAUCAAAGAUCUCUCUGGUUAUGUUGUAAAUAAUGCUGACGACAUGGACAGGAUUAUGACUCUCGGUCACAAAAAUCGAUCCGUCGGUGCUACAAACAUGAAUGAGCACAGCUCCCGCUCUCAUGCCAUCUUCACCAUCACCAUCGAGUGCAGUGAGAAGGGUGUGGAUGGUAACCAGCAUGUGCGCAUGGGAAAGCUUCAUCUUGUAGAUCUGGCAGGCUCAGAAAGACAGGGCAAAACCGGAGCCACAGGCCAGCGUUUGAAGGAAGCAACGAAGAUCAAUCUGUCCCUCUCCACCCUGGGUAACGUUAUCUCCGCCCUGGUGGACGGCAAGAGCACUCACGUCCCGUACAGAAACUCCAAACUGACCCGUUUGCUUCAGGAUUCACUGGGAGGAAACUCCAAGACCAUGAUGUGUGCAAAUAUAGGUCCUGCAGACUACAACUAUGACGAGACCAUCAGUACCUUGCGCUAUGCUAACAGGGCUAAAAACAUCAAAAACAAAGCCAGAAUCAACGAAGAUCCCAAGGACGCCCUUCUACGGCAGUUUCAGAAAGAGAUCGAGGAGCUCAAAAAGAAACUGGAAGAGGGGGAAGAGAUUUCUGGGUCAGAAGGCAGCGGAUCAGAGGAGAUGGACGAAGGGGACGAUGAUGCAGGAGAGGCAGGAGAAGGCCGACGGAGGAAGAGGGACAGUUGUGAUAUCAGCAGAAGUAAUAGUUCAGAAUUUACCGACACUUCCUCAGUGCCGCCACCCACUGACGCCGACCUGCGGGAUAGUGAGUUGGAGUAGCCCUCUGCUCACCAACCAGCCUGCCCACAAAUUACAGCCCUUUUCACACAUGAGCACAGAAAUUUUAAGCUUUUAAUAUAUUCAAUCCAAUGUGAUAUUUUUGCUGCUGUGACUACACAAUCA